GGUUGAGAGUUGAGACCGAGGCCACAGCAACUAAUUUCUGUAAACGACAAGCGUCAAAAUACAAGCUUUGUGUAUAAAAAAAAACUAAAAAAAUCGAAAAAUGAAAAGACCCUUUUCUCAAAAAAUUUCCCAUGUUCUAUUUCCUACAACUUUGGUUCAGUCUCUUUCAUCAUCAUCAUCUCUCUCUCUCCUCUAUCUCGUCAUCGGGCAAUCAAUCAAAGUUCUAAAAGGAUGAUAUAAUAAUAUAAAAAAGCCAUUUUUACCGUCCGUAUCCAAUGAUCCCCGUUUCUCUCUUUUAUUAUUUGCAACCAAAAGAAAGAGAGUUUGGCUUGGUGACUGAGGCCGGCGCUGUAGCCAGUUGGAUCUCCUCAUUUUGUUUACGUGGAACCAGAAUCGCAUUUCGGGUUGAGAUUUGAGGGUUGCAUCUGUGUAUGUGGACUGAUUGUUGUGUGUAGCUAAUUUCCAUUUGGGCGGCUUCCUGUAAAUGGGUCCUGCUCAGAUUGACAGAAGAACGGCCGGGAUAGCUCUGCUACUGCUUUUCUCUUUAUGGUUUCUGAUCUCUCUCUCCCAUGCUGCUCGAUUAUCCCCUUCAAUGCAGAAUCUGGAGGUGCAGAAGCACCUCAGGCGCUUGAACAAACCCCCAUUGAAAACAAUCCAGAGUCCAGAUGGGGAUAUAAUCGACUGUGUCCACAUUUCUAAUCAACCAGCUUUUGAUCAUCCUUUCCUCAAAGAUCACAAAAUUCAGACAAGACCUACUUACCACCCAGAAGGGCUAUUUGAUGAGAACAAGGUGUCUGAGAAACCUAAAGAAAUAACAAACCCCAUCAAUCAGCUGUGGCAUGCAAAUGGAAGGUGCCCAGAGAACACCAUUCCUAUUAGGAGAACUAAGGAAGAUGACGUGCUAAGAGCAAGCUCUGUCAAAAGAUAUGGAAAGAAAAGGCACAGAGCCAUUCCUCAACCCAGGUCUGCAGAUCCUGAUCUCAUCAAUCAAAGUGGUCAUCAGCACGCAAUAGCUUAUGUGGAAGGAGAUAAGUUUUAUGGAGCCAAGGCAACUAUCAAUGUUUGGGAGCCCAAAAUACAGCAGCCUAAUGAGUUUAGCUUAUCACAGUUAUGGAUUUUAGGAGGUUCUUUUGGUCAAGAUCUCAAUAGUAUUGAAGCUGGCUGGCAGGUCAGCCCAGACUUAUAUGGCGAUAACAACACGCGACUCUUCACUUAUUGGACUAGUGAUGCAUAUCAAGCUACAGGUUGUUAUAACCUCCUCUGUUCAGGCUUUAUUCAAGUUAACAGUGAUAUAGCGAUGGGGGCAAGCAUCUCACCUGUUUCUGGGUUUCGCAGUUCCCAGUAUGAUAUCAGUAUACUUAUCUGGAAGGAUCCAAAUGAGGGACACUGGUGGAUGCAGUUUGGCAAUGACUAUGUGUUGGGAUAUUGGCCUUCUUUCUUAUUCUCGUACCUGGCUGACAGUGCCUCCAUGAUUGAGUGGGGAGGGGAGGUUGUGAAUUCAGAGGCUGAUGGACUGCACACCUUAACCCAAAUGGGUAGUGGUCAUUUUCCUGAAGAAGGGUUUGGGAAGGCUAGUUAUUUCAGAAACAUUCAAGUUGUUGACAGCUCCAACAAUCUCAAAGCUCCCAAAGGGAUUGGGACUUUUACAGAGCAAUCCAACUGCUAUGAUGUCCAAACUGGCAGCAAUGGGGAUUGGGGCCAUUACUUUUACUAUGGGGGCCCUGGCAGAAACCAAAAUUGCCCAUGAGGACUAUUUCAAUGUAAACUCUGUCUAGUGUUUCUCGCCCAUUCUCUAUCUCAUGCCUGUAACAACAUGCAUUCAAAAGCUAAUGCAUUCUCUUAUCUCUCCUUUGUAUACACAUCCUUUAGAUCUUGUGAGAUUGGGGCAGAAAGGUAAAAUACGAGCUUUCAAUAUUGUGAAGUUUUGGGUCUUCAAUUUAUAAUUUUAAUUUUGUUUAGUGGUGUUGAACUUGGGAAGGGAUAAAGAUGCUUAAAAAGCUUGAAAGGAACAAAGCUUUUGUGAAGCGCACUGUAUUUUAUUUGUAGUUUACUCCUCUCUAAGAGGGGAUGGUUAAUCAAUUAAUGAAAUGUGGUUCUGUUGAUGCAACGGGGCCUUUUGUUUGUUUUUGUUUUA
Cucumis melo (muskmelon) is the source of this 2134-nucleotide messenger RNA. RefSeq lists its product as uncharacterized. The coding region runs from base 485 to 1747 and encodes 420 amino acids. The record is from RefSeq and is a predicted model, not a curated record. Lineage: Eukaryota; Viridiplantae; Streptophyta; Magnoliopsida; Cucurbitales; Cucurbitaceae. The transcript is spliced from 7 exons.